GACGCUUGGAUAUUACAACAUGUCUAACGGAGGAAAAUUUGUGCGGGCACCGAUCGCCAAUGACGUCUCACAUAAAAGCAAGAUGAGUGAAAAACUAAGCGACGGAGUUUCGUUUGAUUUCGACGAUCUUGACGUGGCUGCCCAUGAAACAGUGGAAACGAAUAAUUCAACGUCGGAAGAAACCGAUGAUGUAACUGGAAGACUGCACCGUUUAGAGAGAAUGGUGGAAAACUUCAUUGGACAAAAGCCGUCUGAAGUUGAUCUGACAGCAAAUGAAGCUAACCAGAACGGAAAUAACGAUUUUCAACCAUCUUCCGGUUCCAAUCAGACGGAUAGAGGAUGUAACAUCCGUUGGGAUCUCAUCCCCAAGUUUCCGAAGGACAUCCCUUCGAACAAACUAUGGGAAUGUUGGCAAAGUUUUAUUGAAAAUUUUGAAAUCGCAGCGUCAUUGUCCACCGUCACCGCAUCGGCGGACCGUGCAAAAUUGUUGUACUUGUCGAUCGGAAAAAAUUUGCAAGACAUAAUUAACGCGGCAGACCUGCAGCCUAAUUAUCAAGACCCGAGGUGCUACUCAACACUUGUUGCCGGCGUGAAUAACUACUUUAGGUCGAUGACCGACACCGCUGCAGAGCACGAGGCGUUCCAGGCUAUGCGUCAAACGAAAGGCGAAUCCAUCGUCACGAUCCAUGCCAGAUUGACUCAAAAGGUACGACUCUGCGGUUACAGCCCCACUGACCAAGUCCGUUUUGUCCUUGCUCAAUUGCUUAAAGGCAUGCAUAACCGGGAGCUUGCAAUGGCUGCUAGAACAUACGGGCACGAAGCAAACUACAUUGUACAAGCAGCCACAAGAGUUGAAGCAUAUGAAGCAAGCGAGCAAAGUGUGGAGACUAGUACAUCCGAUGUCCUUGCGGUUAACCGGAAACGGGAACCCAUUCGUGAAAGUGGCCCUUUCCAAAAAAUGCGAAAAAACGAGGAGAACCGAGCUUACAGUGGAAAGACAUCCAGAGGGCCGUCGCAGGAUUAUCGACAGGGGCAACGAACUCACUGCUGGAGGUGUGGAUUCUUGUUUCACAAGAGAGACACAUGCCCAGCGUUGGAUAAACAGUGCAACACAUGCGGACGAGUUGGACACUAUGCCGUAACGUGUCGCAGCAAAGUCAAGAAAACCAGCAUCAAUGAUGUACAAGAGAACCCGCGAGCGAACCGACGCAGUAAUCUCCCACUAGGAUGGACAAAGGAUUUCAGCGAUGAGCAGGUAUAGAACAAAUGUAAAACGAAACGUAAAAGAUCAAUAAAGUCAAUCGUCAAAAAAGAAAAAAAA
Ochlerotatus camptorhynchus is the source of this 1321-nucleotide messenger RNA. RefSeq lists its product as uncharacterized. Gene Ontology annotation, molecular function: nucleic acid binding; zinc ion binding. The transcript has 2 exons. The coding region runs from base 20 to 1261 and encodes 413 amino acids. Lineage: Eukaryota; Metazoa; Arthropoda; Insecta; Diptera; Culicidae. The record is from RefSeq and is a predicted model, not a curated record.